GACAUUAAAUGCGGAAGUUACUCUGAAGUUCGUUUCGCAGCAGAAACAAAAAGCCAGACGUUGUCAAAGAAACUUUUUAAUUUUCCUGCCAAGUGGAAGAGAAACACUGAACGCUUCAUCAUGACUGAAGUUUACUCCCCAACGACGGUUUCGAACCCCAAAUCUUCCAUCUUCCUGGUUCCAACGGACCAUCUGGAUAUGAUCCGCUUCAUCAUCAAAGUGCUGGAAGUGGUCCUCUCCCUCGUGGCUUUCAUCCAGGAGGAAGUGGUCCCAACCUGCACCAGCUGCUCCGCUCUCUACUUCUUCGAGUUCGUCAGCUGCACGGCCUUCCUCUUCACCCUGCUGCUCCUCGUCCUCCUCUCAACGCCGCUGCACAAGAGGGUCGGCAUCGACUGCUGGCCCAAACUGGACUGUCUGUACACUGGGAUCAUCGCUGUGUUCUUCCUCAUCUCCUCCAUCGUCUUCGCCUCAGACAACAGCGGAACGUCUCUGGAGAAAAGUGCAGUGGCGUUCGGCUUCAUGGCGACGGUUGCGUUCUUCGUGGACUUCGGCUUAAUGGUGAAGAAGAACGGCCUUCCCUUCAAGAGAGGCGGGAAGUCGGAGCCCAGUAACGGCGCUCCGCCGACGGCGGCUCCAGAGACGGAGAAACUCAACACGCCAAACGGAGCCGAGUCCGUUUAAAUGAGCAGAGGUCAGAGGUCACGUUAUUUUAGGCACUAUUACGACCCGACGCCUCGUCUCAUCACGAUCCUGUUUUUUUUGUACUCGUAGUUUCCCGCCGCUGACGACGCUCUGCGCCGCGAUAUUCAAUCAGCCAAUCGCAGCGCAGAGCGUCCGUCAGCAGAAACCAGCAGGUGUGUCCAGAUGUUUCUCCAGAUGUAGAUCAGAGACACUAAAAAACAAAACAAACCAUCCAACCACUAAAUGUUCUGCUUUAAAGUUUAUUUUUAACAGCGAAUCAGAGACGGACAGUUUAGCUUUUAGACUUUUUUUUCAUUUUUUUAAUAUCAUGAAAUUAAUUAAAACCUUUUAUUGUCUGAUCCAGUUUUAACCUCCUGAGACCCGAGCUUUGCUUUGUUUGGGAUGCAUUUUUAAUUGCUUCUAGAUAUUUGGGUUUAGUCGGACCUGAUAAGUACAAAAAGUGUAUAAAACGGUUUCUUUCCUUACAUUUCCACUUUCCCUUUGCACAACGAUAACAACGUCCUGAUGAUAAUCAAGCUACAAAUGUUUUUAAACAUAAAUAAACAAGUUUCAACAAUAACAUUAGAAGGUUUUGUAGCUGCUCCACUUUUGUCUGUGGAUCAGCUGUUGAUUGACUCCAAGAAGCUGCAAUCUGAUUUUUAUGCUGUAAUGUGCUUUUAUUACCACUAGGUGGCACAAAAUAUUGUGUACGAACGAGGACAACAGGUCAAAGUUCAGUAGAAUGACGUACAAGGUCCAACAAAGCCAAAAUGUAAUGUUCCCGUAUGAGGACGCAGGAGGUUAAUGAAGUUAGACGAAAAAAUUAAUGAACUAAUUUUGUCUUAAAAUCAAAUACAGUCAUAAAAAAACGAUCCAGUCGUAAUGAAUCACGACUUAUUCACGCUGCAGGUUAAAAUCCAACUAAUGAAACAUCUAGAUUAAGUAAAUCCUGAUGACCCGUUUGUAUUUUGACAUUUCUUUUUAUUACAUUGAUUCUUUUUACAUUAAAUUUAUGGAUUGAAGGAUUUUUAUUGUCAAUGAAUUAUUGUACUCAGUUCCCGCUGUCUGUAUUAAAAACACAUCUUUAUAAAUAUGUCAAAAGAUAAAGAACAUCUAUAAUAAAAUAAAAACAGAACAGAGCUGAUAGUAAUGAACAUUUACGCUCCGAUUCAAAACCAGCAGAUUUUUUUAAGGUUUUGCAAAGACGAAGAAACUCAACAAAGAAAAUGACUUUAAUUUGAUUUAUGAAGUUUUGAACCCACUACUCAUUUCCUCUAGGUGGACUUUUCCUAAUGUGACCCUGAAUAUACAAAAAUGGAGAUAAAACGCAUCAUUUUUUAAACUUUUGUGCAGCUGAUUCACAUUUUCAUGUCUUAAAAUGUCCAAAUUUGACUUGUUUUUAAUAUAAAAUUCAAAAAUCAGCAUUCAAACAUGUUGCUGUAUUCUUUAUAUUCUAUAAAAUGUUCUCCUGGAGCAUAAAAUAAUGAUUUUAAAUGUCUCUUUUCCACAUAAAUAAAUAGAAUACACUCUUCAUUAAUGACUGAUGGGGAAUUUAUGAACGUGAGUCAGUAUAUGAACAGUAUGUAAAGGGUUAAAAGUCAUUUUAAAUACAUAAACUCUUCAUACUGAGCACCAAACAGCUGCAACAGGUCAUAUCUGAGCAGAUGUGAUGAUGAUGAGGAAGAGUUUGUUGAUGAGGAAGGUUAAAAUAAUCAGUUUUUAUUUCAGGUUAUUGAUCGCUGCCCCUCUUUAACAAACGGUGUAAUGAUGUAAAGUGACCAGCAGGUGGAGCUGUUGACUCAUCAUCUGCUUCUGUUCAACUCAACUUCAUAUAUUUCUCUUAUAUUUAGUUUUAAAAGCAGUUUGAUUGAUUAAAGAACAUAAAGAAUUAGAUUAAAAUCUCUUCAUGUGUGAAUCAGAUUAAUGAGUUUUCUUUGUUGAGUCUCUGCUGCCCAAACUUUCUCAUGAUCCUCGUCACCAUGACGACGUGUCCGACCUGAACUCCAAAAAUAUUUCAUUAUAUUUCUCAAUCUUCUCUCUGAGCCCUUAAAUAAUAAUCUGAAGAGAGAGACGCGCCUGUUUCAUUCGUAUAUUUACGCUGAAAUCUGUAUUUUUUUAUAUUGUUUUAUAUUCUGAAACUUUUGUGAUUUUGUUGAAAAUGAAGAGAAAGAUUUUUUUGUUUUGUGGGUUUUUUUGUUUUGUCUUCGCACCAAACUUCACUUUCUUUGAUUCUAACUCUCGUUUUAAUCACUUUGUUGUAAUGAUGUGUGUUUGGACCAAUAAUGAAUUAUCUCUGAAUCACAUUUAAAUGAUUUUAAUGAGGAAAACAGCUUUGACUCGUCAGUCUAAUCAGGUUUUCUGUGGUUUUUGGAUGUUUUUUGAUAUCAUUCUACAUUUUAUUUUGUGUCAAAUUAAAGAUUUCAUGAUCGAGUUUUUUCACGGUUUCAUUAACAGGUGAAAUAUUACUUUAAUAAUUGAGAUGUAGAGACAAAAAAAAUUAAUUUUAAAAAGUCCCGUCAGCUUCAACACAAAAUAAAACAUUUUAAUAAAACUUUUUAUGCCCAGAAAACGUUGAAAAAGUUAAAAACAAACAUAACUACAACUACGAGUUUAAUCGUUCCAAAUAUUUAAAGUAUUGUUUUAUUCUCUACAUUCCCUCCCUCAGUGGUCGCAUAUUUCUAUAUUAAAAUUUUUUAGCUGCAAAAACAAUUAAAUCAAAAAUAAACUAAAAGCAAAAGUCAAGUAAAAAUCAUGAAAUGUAAAAUAUAAAAUAUAAAUGUAAGUUUAUGAUGUGUUUUUUUUUGGCAGUGAAGGACUUCUAUACCUUUAUCUCUGAGGGUUGUUAUGAUUUAAAAAAAAUUAAAUUUAAAAAAAAAAGAAGACGAACGAGGUUUUUAAUUAAUUUUCUUUUCGUGUCUGCUGCUGUUCGGGAAGUACGGAAGAUUUAAAACGCCUGAAUUAAAACAAAGAAAUAAGAUGUAAAAGUCAGUUUAAAGGACAUUUACUGAUAUUUGUUUUUUUAUCUUUAAUAACUGAAUUAUUAUUACAAUUGUAUCAUGACUUGUUGUCACAUUAAAAUCAAUAACACAACAUUAGGAAUUGUAUUGGGAAAACUAUUAAUUCAGUUACUCAAGAAUAAAAAAAACUUUCCUUUUAUAAAAAUGUGUUAAAUUAAUAGUCAUGUGUUUUAAUUUAGGUGUUCAUUUAAAUCUUCCAUAUGAAGUUUCGUGCAUUUACAUUUUACAUUUAUAACAGUGACUUUUUGACAAUCAUACAAUAACAUUUUUUAGUAAUCAAUCGCUGAACACACUGGAGAACUAUAAGUGCAGAUCUUUUUAAAAAAAAUAAGAAAUAUUUUCUUAUAUGAAUUAUGACAAUCCAGAAGUUUUUAUAUGAUUAACUUGUUCAGGACCAACACUCGGUUAUUUCUGAGUAAUGUUUUUGUAAAAUAUAUAUUCUUCUUCUUCUUCUUCUGUGUUUGUUAAAUGUAAUAAGUUUCCAUCCAUAUUUGACAAUACUGUAUGCAGAUACAUAAAAAAUCUCACUUUGCCUUUAAUGAGUGUUUCAGUUUCAUAUCUAUGAUCAUUUUAUUAUUCUGCCAUGUAAUAAAAAGAUUUCCAAGAAA
Molecule: messenger RNA, 4306 nt
Organism: Scomber scombrus (Atlantic mackerel)
Lineage: Eukaryota; Metazoa; Chordata; Actinopteri; Scombriformes; Scombridae
Gene: cmtm6
Product: CKLF-like MARVEL transmembrane domain containing 6
Cellular component (GO): membrane
Source: RefSeq, a predicted model, not a curated record